CCCCACCACUCAAUUGCUCUCGCCAUGAUUGCUCAACCUUCGUGCGCUUCGCCCACAAUGAGCAGCCCCAAGCUCAAAGAGGUGUCUGUCAGACUACCCAAGGAUUACGGUCGUCCCGACGAACCAUGGCAUCACUACUUUACGAUCGAUUUGAUAUGGACCACACUAGGCUACACCGUGUUCCAUCCUUUUGUGAGUUGGGUCGUAUGCCUCUGCCUGCGCGCGCAAUAUACUCCGUAUGGAGCACCUGAAAUGCGCAUCGCGGUCGCGUGGGCCAUGGCCAUGAGUAUGAUCGGUAUCUUCAACAUCUUCAGCGACCGCAUCGCAUUUGGAAGACCCAGGGAGAUUGAUCUAGCUGAAGAGGUCAUUGUCAUCACGGGCGGUGUGGAUGGACUGGGAGGACUGCUCGCUGAAACUUAUGGCAUGCGUAAUGCCAAUGUGGCCGUGCUGGACACGAAGAAAGUUGGCGACGAGGAGGCGGAAGACAAGGGCGUGUUGUACUAUGAAUGCGAUAUCAGCGAUCCAAAGCAGGUGGAGGCUGCCGCAGCUGAAAUAUUGGAGGACCUUGGCCCGCCCACUAUCUUGAUCAACAACGCUGGAAUCAGCCGUCCCAAAUCCAUUCUCGACUCCACGGCCGAAGAAGUGGAACAAACCUUUCGCACCAACACUCUCUCGCACUUCACAACUCUCCGCACUUUUCUCCCUCACAUGAUCAAAGAGCGCCGUGGAACCAUUGUCACCGUCGCAUCUGUUCUGGGACACUUGGGUGCCGCGAACCUAGCCUCCUACACUGCAUCAAAAGCUGCGCUCAUUGCACUCCACCAAUCCCUCCGUGCCGAGCUUGCGCAAAAUCCCGAUGCCGAAGAGAUCAAGACCAUCCUCGUGACACCGGGACAGAUGGGCACGGAAAUGUUCGCUGGUCUCAAGACCCCGAGCAACUUCCUCGCGCCUGUCGUCACACCCGCUGAGCUCGCCAAGGAUAUCUUGCGAGUGAUAGAGAGGGGAGAGAGUGGCGAGAUCGCUGUGCCAUUGUACGCGAAAUAUGCCCCAGUGAUGAAUGUGCUGCCUGUAGGCGUUCAAGCCAUAGUGAGGCGGUUGAGUGGAGUAGAUAAAGCGAUUGCAGGUUCCGGUUUGGUCGGGAAGACCACGUCCGAGAAGAAGUAG
Periconia digitata is the source of this 1164-nucleotide messenger RNA. NCBI's taxonomy places the organism in Eukaryota, Fungi, Ascomycota, Dothideomycetes, Pleosporales, Periconiaceae. The record is from the annotation of a GenBank genome assembly.